AUGGAUGGUUUAUACAAAGAAGAAGUUCCAACAGGUGAGGGCUUCAGACUCUUGGAAUUUCUUGAGUUAACACAAGGAAAAAGUCCCAAAAAGGCUCCUUCUUUUACCAUCAUUCUUGCACUAUUUGUCCUUCUUCGUACUUUCACAUCCAUCAUAACAUCGGUUUUAGCUGUUUUCACUGAUUCCAAAACUUCUAUCUAUUCAAUCUUAACAACUACAUCAUUAUAUGUGGACGCGAUCAGUGUCAAUUUUUCGAUGGUCCUUAUCUUUUUCAUAGCUCUUAACAGAUGUCUAGUCAUUGUGAAAACUUCAUGGAGUGAAGCGAUUUUUGAAGGAAAACGAGUCAUUGUUCCAGUUGUUAUAAGUCUAGUUUUAUCAAUUUUGGGAGCUUAUUUGUCUAUGCAAACUUCAAAAAUCACAAGAAGAUAUCAGUUUGCUAUCGGUUUCAUUGAUUUCGGAGAGCCCAAUGGGUUAAGAACAUUAAUCACCCGUCUCUUUUAUAUAUUUCCAAUGACAUCUGCAAUUUGUUACCUGAUAAUUUUUUACCAUCUAAAGAAUGCAAAGAAAUCACUUCUGAAUCAUAGCCAAUCAAACCACCAAGGACAGCAAAAUGUCUUCAUUCAAAUUUUGAUGACCGUUUUUUUCUAUGGUUCAGUUUCUUCUAAAUGCAUCAUUCGGAAAAUCCGGCUCUUUUUCUGCAUUCUUCUGACAAAGAACCGGUUCAAUGUGUACCAAAGUCAAAAUUUGAUUUGUUUAGUGAAUUUUGUUUUCCAAAUUUUGGCAAUAUGGAUGGUUUGUACAAAGAAGAAGUUCCAACAGGGAUCCUUCUUUUUCCUUCUUAUCACUCUUGCAUUAUCAAUCCUUUUUCGUACUCUCAUCUUUAUCAUAACAUUUAUGUUUGCUGCUUUCUCUGAUCCUGAUAUUUCAUCCUAUUCAAUUCCAACAACUAUCUCAUUAUAUGUGGACGCUACCAGUGCCAAUUUUUCAAUGGUCCUUAUCUUUUUCAUAGCUCUUAACAGAUGUCUAGUCAUUGUGAAAACUUCAUGGAGUGAAGCGAUUUUUGAAGGAAAACGAGUCAUUAUUCCUGUUAUAAUCAGUUCCAUCUUAUCAGUUAUAGGAGCUUUUGUGUCUAUUCGGACUUCAAAAAUCACAAGAAGAUAUCAGUUUGAUAUGGGCUUCAUUGAUUUCGGAGAGCCCAAUGGGUUUAGAAAGUUAAUCACCCGUCUCUUCUACAUGUUUCCCUUGUCAUCUGCAAUUUGUUAUCUGAAAAUUUUUUGGCAUCUCAAGAAGAACAAGAAAAAACUUUUGGCUCAUAACAAUUCAAAGAAUAAAGGACAGCAAAAUGUAUUCAUUCAAAUUUUGAUCACCGUGUUUUUCUAUGGGAUAAUGUCUGCGAUCUCAGAAUACUUGGGAUAUGUGGACCAAGCUGGUUUUGACAUCCAACUGACCCUCAUUUCAAUAUUCAACCUUCUAAACUAUUUGCCAGAAUUAUGCUUACCAUUUUUAUUGGUGUUGAAUAAUUGUAAACCGAAAAAGAAAGCUACUGUUGUUGUAGCGGUUAGCCAAAGCAACAGUAUAAUUAGAAGAUCAGAUAUGAUCUCCAUCAAAUGA
Messenger RNA from Caenorhabditis briggsae, 1611 nucleotides. NCBI's taxonomy places the organism in Eukaryota, Metazoa, Nematoda, Chromadorea, Rhabditida, Rhabditidae. Gene Ontology annotation, molecular function: G protein-coupled receptor activity. The coding region runs from base 1 to 1611 and encodes 536 amino acids. The transcript has 8 exons. Gene Ontology annotation, biological process: G protein-coupled receptor signaling pathway. The record is from RefSeq and is a predicted model, not a curated record. Gene Ontology annotation, cellular component: membrane.